Messenger RNA from Plasmodium malariae, 3000 nucleotides. Its product is annotated as merozoite surface protein 3, putative. The transcript has a single exon. Bases 1 to 3000 code for a protein of 999 amino acids. The record is from RefSeq and is a predicted model, not a curated record. Lineage: Eukaryota; Apicomplexa; Aconoidasida; Haemosporida; Plasmodiidae.
AUGAAUAAAGUGUUACAUAUCUCCUUUUUCUUAUUUUUUAUAAAUCUAUGUAUAAAUGAAGGCAGUGGAACAUCCAGAAAUGAAGUUCAUAAAGAAGAAAAUACAGUUGAAGUAAAACAUAAUUUACGAAAUGGAUUUUCAGGAAAAAAUAUUUCUUUAAAAGAUGAACAGGAUAAUGCAGAUUCCCAAGUAGAAGCACAAUUGCAGGCACAACUAGAGGCACAACUAGAGGCACAGUUAGAAGCAAAAUUAGAGGCACAAUCAGAUGAACAAUUAGAGGCACAAUCAGAUGAACAAUUAGAGGCACAAUCAGAAGAACAAUUAGAGGCACAAUCAGAAGAACAAUUAGAGGCACAAUCAGAAGAACAAUUAGAGGCACAAUCAGAUGAACCAUUAGAAGAAAAAUCAAGUGCAUUACCAGAUGGACAAUUAGAAACACAGUUAUCAAGAGAUGAAUCAAAUUCUGAAGAAAGGGCUUCAGGAAUUGUACAUAAUCCUGGAUCAAGCAAAGAAAAAGAGGAAGAAAAAGAAGAAGAGGAAGAUAAAGAAGAAGAGGAAGAAAAAGAAGAAGAAAAAGACAAAUCAUCACCGCAAGUCACUCCAGUACAUCAAGAUCAAGCGGGAGGUACAGUGUCUACUGGUCUUAGUGAAGAAGAAAUUUCUAAAAGAGAUAAACCUGAAAGUGAUGAAGAAGGAAGCACUGAAGUUGAUGGUAGAAGUAAACCCGUGGAGAAUAGUGAAGUUGAAUCCAGGAAUGAUGAUACAGAAGGAUCUAUGCUUACAGAAAGAGAUGUCUCUGCAGGGGAAGGUAUAUCUGCAGAUGGUCCUAAUCCAAAAGAACCCGUUACAGGAGAAUUGGGUACGGAAUCGUCGGAUUUAACACCAGAUAAUUCACCAACUAGAGAUACGCCUCCUUCUGUAUCAGAAGAUAAUCCAGACGAUUCAGAAACCACAUUACAAGAUGGUCAACAGGAUCAGGACAAUAAAGCACCUAAAGUGGAAGAAGUACCACCUUCAGAAUUGCCACCAUCAGCACCAGAAAAAGUGGAACAAUUACAAGAAGAAAACGAUUCACAGCUUCAACCACAACAACAUUCUCAACCACAUGGAGAGACACAACCAACCCAUAGAGAAGGAUUGCCAGAAUCAGAAUCAGAUGAACAACUGGAAAAUGAAGAAAGAUCAUUACCAGGUAGUCCACCUGAAAAGUUAGAAGAUCCCUCAGCAGAUGUAGCAUCAUCGUUAUCACAAGAACAAGCAAAAAAUUUACCACAGUCAGAUAGUACGGUCCACGUAGAAACAGUGAUACAUAAAGGAGAUGAAUCAGUUAAAAGGGAAAAACAGCAUGAAGAUGAAGAUAGUAGUACUGGUGAUGUUACAGAUGAAGAAAGUGCAGCAGGAAGAAGAGUAGAAGCAGAACAACAAAGAGCUGAUCAGGGGGAAGUUCAAGAAAGCGGUACUGAUAGUGAAGAAAAAGGAAAAGAAGAAGAGGAAGAUAAAGAAGAAGAGGAAGAAAAAGAAGAAGAAAAAGACAAAUCAUCACCGCAAGUCACUCCAGUACAUCAAGAUCAAGCGGGAGGUACAGUGUCUACUGGUCUUAGUGAAGAAGAAAUUUCUAAAAGAGAUAAACCUGAAAGUGAUGAAGAAGGAAGCACUGAAGUUGAUGGUAGAAGUAAACCCGUGGAGAAUAGUGAAGUUGAAUCCAGGAAUGAUGAUACAGAAGGAUCUAUGCUUACAGAAAGAGAUGUCUCUGCAGGGGAAGGUAUAUCUGCAGAUGGUCCUAAUCCAAAAGAACCCGUUACAGGAGAAUUGGGUACGGAAUCGUCGGAUUUAACACCAGAUAAUUCACCAACUAGAGAUACGCCUCCUUCUGUAUCAGAAGAUAAUCCAGACGAUUCAGAAACCACAUUACAAGAUGGUCAACAGGAUCAGGACAAUAAAGCACCUAAAGUGGAAGAAGUACCACCUUCAGAAUUGCCACCAUCAGCACCAGAAAAAGUGGAACAAUUACAAGAAGAAAACGAUUCACAGCUUCAACCACAACAACAUUCUCAACCACAUGGAGAGACACAACCAACCCAUAGAGAAGGAUUGCCAGAAUCAGAAUCAGAUGAACAACUGGAAAAUGAAGAAAGAUCAUUACCAGGUAGUCCACCUGAAAAGUUAGAAGAUCCCUCAGCAGAUGUAGCAUCAUCGUUAUCACAAGAACAAGCAAAAAAUUUACCACAGUCAGAUAGUACGGUCCACGUAGAAACAGUGAUACAUAAAGGAGAUGAAUCAGUUAAAAGGGAAAAACAGCAUGAAGAUGAAGAUAGUAGUACUGGUGAUGUUACAGAUGAAGAAAGUGCAGCAGGAAGAAGAGUAGAAGCAGAACAACAAAGAGCUGAUCAGGGGGAAGUUCAAGAAAGCGGUACUGAUAGUGAAGAAAAAGGAAAAGAAGAAGAUGAAGAUAAACAACAAGUAAAAGAAGUAGAAGAAGAUAAAGAAGAUAAACAGAAUAUACUUGAUCCAGUAAAUUUACCCGAGGGAACUACGCAUAACACUGUAGAUGAGAAUGAAAAGGUUGUAGAGGAAAAAGAAGAUCAACAAAAGGAAGAGGAAAAAGAAGAUCAACAAAAGGAAGAGGAAAAAGUAGAGAUUAAAGAGGAAGAUGUAAAAAAUAUUGUACAAGAAAUACUACAAGAGGGGGAAACAGAAGAAGCAGAAGAAGCAGAAGAAACUAGUGAAGAUUUAAGCGAAGAAAAUUCUCAAAUAAACGAAGCUGAAGAUAAAAAUAAAGAAUCGGAAAAGGAAAACGGAAAAGAAGCAAGUAAUGUUCCACCUAAUGACAUUACUGCUUAUAAGGAACUUUCCAUGGAAUAUGAACAUAUCAAUGAGGCUAAAAAGUUCUCCGACGAUUUAAUAAAAUCAUUGGUAACUUCAAUUGGUGGUGAUACUUCAACUGUUAAUGUUCUCAAAGACUUAGAAAAAGAUAUGCGUCAAUUUUUUCUGCAGAUAUAA